Messenger RNA from Asparagus officinalis (garden asparagus), 1292 nucleotides. Its product is annotated as polygalacturonase-like. Gene Ontology annotation, molecular function: polygalacturonase activity. NCBI's taxonomy places the organism in Eukaryota, Viridiplantae, Streptophyta, Magnoliopsida, Asparagales, Asparagaceae. The record is from RefSeq and is a predicted model, not a curated record. Bases 311 to 1120 code for a protein of 269 amino acids. Gene Ontology annotation, biological process: carbohydrate metabolic process. The transcript has 2 exons.
UAACACUUGGAUCAAUGCAUUGAUCCCCAAGCAUCCUUAUAAUAAUAAACAAAGUUAUUAUUCUUGUGGCACGUUGUUAAUUCUGGGGGUUAAUACUGAUCAGCCUAUAUAUCUCAUUAUUUUUGAACUACAUUAGACAAAAGUGUGAGAUCCAUCCUCUUGGGUUGCUAUCAAAAUUGGAUGAUCGAGUCGCUAAGGACCCCCACACUCUCAUUUCUGAUAGUAUAAAAGUAGUUUGAGCUAAUCUGUGGUCUAGCUCACCAGUAUAUAUAUAACUAACUUUUUUAUUAAUUAAUUAAGCAUUUGCUUGAUGCGCUUUGUUCAACUGAACAAAUUAAAUCGUUUACUGUUUCAACAGACAAUGUCGCUAAGCUUCGUCACAAACUCAGCCAUAACCGGCAUCACCUCCCUCAACAGCAAGUUCUUCCACGUGAACAUGUUCGGCUGCAGCAACAUCGACAUCCACUCCAUCACGAUAACCGCCCCCGGCGACAGCCCCAACACCGAUGGGAUCCACAUGGGCGCCUCCUCUAACAUCAUCAUCACCAACUCCACCAUCGGCACCGGAGAUGACUGCGUCUCCGUCGGGUCGGGCACAACCAACGUGACCGUAUCUGGAGUCACGUGCGGGCCCGGCCACGGCAUCAGCGUCGGCAGUUUGGGCAAGGAUGAGGAUAAGGGGGAUGUCGUGGGGUUCAAUGUGAGGAACUCUAAGCUGAGUGGGACUGCAAACGGGAUCAGGAUCAAGACUUGGCAGGGCAAGAAGGAUGCUAAGAAUGUUGAACCCAUGAUGGUUUCGGGUUUCACGUUCGAUGAUGUUGUGAUGGAGAAUGUGAUGAAUCCGAUUAUUAUCGAUCAGGAGUAUUGUCCAUAUGCUUCUUGUGUGGAAUCGGAGCCAUCUAGAGUUCAGAUUAAGGAUAUUAAGUUCAACAACAUAAGAGGAACAUCAUCCUCUGCAGAGGUAAUCAAGUUGAGGUGCAGCAAGACUCAUCCAUGUGAAGGAUUGGAGCUCAAGAACAUCCAACUUCAGUAUAUUGGCAAUGACAAAGCAUUGAAGGAGACCGCUACUUGUGAGAAUGUUAAAGUGGUCUCAAGCAAUGUCAAGCCUGUCUCUUGCUAAAUAAAUAACUCCAUGUUCAAGUAUGAAGGAUGCCUAAGUUUAAGGAGUCCUUAAUUAUUUACUAUUGUGAUUAUGUUUGAUGUCUGACUUUGUAACAAAUUAUUGUAAAUUUAUUUGAUUUAAUAAAAAAAAGUACAAUGAAAUAAUUCUUCACAUGAAGGUUUAAAUAUUA